Capsicum annuum is the source of this 318-nucleotide messenger RNA. The record is from the annotation of a RefSeq genome assembly. Lineage: Eukaryota; Viridiplantae; Streptophyta; Magnoliopsida; Solanales; Solanaceae.
AUGGAAGAACGAGCUCUUUUGCUCGCCCGGGGCGUAAGCACUUCACUCGCUAGGGGAUGGGAUUCAUUCACUUGCAUUCCUGCUAGCACUACAAAAAGCUCCGGUCUUAACGCCCCUACUACUGCUGUGCAGCCUUUCCUCGGGUUCGUAGAGUCGGGUUUCCCGUUUACCCACAACGGAGGAGCCGCCCCCACCAGGCAGGCGGCCACGGGUCAUAACGCACUCUUCGCACAACAAAUCCACUUUGAAGUUGACUUAUUCGCUCGGCCAAUCGUCGGAAUGUGUACGAGAUACCAUAAGGGCCCAAUAUCUCAAUAG